AAACGGAAGUAGCGUUGUUUACCUUUUGUCCCCCUGCGGUUCUUCUGCGGUGCCAAGCCCUCUUAUUUACCCUCUUUACUACCGUUUAAUCAAUUAAAAAUGUCAUGAUUGUCCCGUAGCCGUGUGAUUAUCAUUAUGGCUUCUGCCACUUACAGCAACAUCCAAGACACUGCCACAGAGAAGGACCAUCUGCUGUCAUCCAUGUCUGGCUAUGGCUCCCAGGAUCGGCUCAGUGAUGGGUGCCCUCAUCUUGGAGAGGGACUGGGGGGUUGCGGCUUCCAGCAGCAGCAAGAGGAAGAGGAGGAAGCUCUGCGAAGGAAACUCAAAUACUUUUUCAUGAGCCCAUGUGACAAAUACUAUGCCAAGGGACGCAAACCUUUCAAACUCGGUCUACAGCUGCUGAAAAUCAUCAUUGUCACCGUGCAGCUGGUUCUUUUUGGCCUGAGUAACCAGAUGGUUGUGACAUUUAAGGAUGAGAAUACUGCAGCAUUUAAGCACCUUUUCUUGAAGGAUUAUCAGGACAACAAUGCCCAGGAAGUCUACUCACAGGACCAGCUCUACAGUCACAUUCACUUUGCCAUAGAGCAGUACCUGGCUCUGCCUCAGAUCUCCCUCGGACGUUAUGCGUACGUGCUGGGUGUUGGUUACAAUGACAGUGCACUGUCCCUUUGUCAGAGGUACUACAAGAGAGGCUCCAUAGAUCCCGUCAAUGAUACAUUCGACAUUGACCCCCAUGUUGUCACCAAUUGCACUGGGGUAAAUCCUCAAUAUUUUAAUUCUGCUUCCGGAAACGGUGAUUACAAGAACUUUACUUUGAAAUUUUACAAGUUGAUCAAUGUCACCAUUGACUUCCAGCUAAAGGCUAUAAACCUACAGACCAUUUUGAACAAUGAAAUACCAGACUGCUACACUUUCGCUAUUAUGAUUGUCAUGGACAACCGUGCUCAUAGUGGAAAAGUCAAAAUUAGUUUGCACAACGACGCCUCCAUUAAAGAGUGUAAGGACCCCAAUGUUUCCGGUCAUGCUGAGAAUUACGCAAGGGAGUUCUUUGAUGUCCUGGUGGCGAUAGUCUGUCUGCUGUCUCUGCUCCUGUGUGGACGCUCAGUUUUGAGGGGAAUUCUUCUGCAGCAUGAAUAUGUGCAAUUUUUCAAGCACAGGUUCAGCCGUCAUGUCCCUUGGUCAGACAGAAUGGACUUCAUAAAUGGCUGGUAUAUUCUGCUUAUUAUCAGCGACUUAUUCACAAUCUUUGGCAGUUUUAUUAAAAUUGGAAUAGAGUCAAAGAAUAUUUCAUCGUACGAUGUUUGUGGAAUCCUGUUGGGAACAUCCACUCUGCUGGUGUGGGUUGGAGUCAUACGUUACCUCAGCUUCUUUCAGAAAUAUAAUAUUCUGAUUGUCACACUAAGAGCUGCUUUUCCAAACGUUAUCCGCUUUUGCUGCUGUGCUGCUGCCAUUUAUUUGGGAUACUGUUUCUGUGGCUGGAUUGUAUUGGGGCCAUAUCACACUAAGUUCCGGUCCCUGUCCAUGGUGUCGGAGUGCUUGUUCUCUCUGAUUAACGGAGAUGACAUGUUUGUGACCUUUGCGGAGAUGGAGCACAGCAGUCCGCUGGUGUGGAUUUUCAGCCAGGUCUACCUAUACACCUUCAUCUCCCUCUUCAUCUACAUGGUGUUGUCUCUCUUCAUUGCUCUCAUCACCGGAGCAUACGACACCAUCAUGGCCCAAACCCAAGAGCAGGUGCGCAUCACAGACCUCCAUGCUUUCAUCGCAGAGUGCAUGGACACGCCCAGCUCCGGAAAGUUCAGAGGACCAGAGGGGACAUCCUGUUCUUUCCUCUGCUGCUGCGAGUGGUGAUGCAGAAAGAAAGACAUGCUACCUCCAUUUUUACUACACGCCCCACCAUCACAAUAUUACAUACACUUGUUCUCAACUCAGCUAGCUAAUAGAAUCAUCAUAAGUCAAAACUCAGUGCUUUUAGGCUUUAAGUUAAAUUUUAGAAUGGUAUUGAAUAGAAAUUAGAAUUCUGUGGUCAUUGAAUAUUUAUAGAGUUAAUAAUAUAAUAAUAGUAGUGGAGUUUUUAACUGCUGUUCUACUGAUAUAUUACUUAUAACCCCCUCUCAUAGAGUUGAUUGAUAGAUAAUAGCAAAUGCAUUCCUUCUUAUUAUUGCAAAAUUCUGUCCCUCAUGGUUCAAUAGAAUAGCUCUGACCCAAUGACUCCUAUAUGCGUUAUACCUGGCCCUUCAUCUUUGCAGUUUAGAGUGAACAUUAAAAUUACAAAAGAGAUAUUUUGUUAUCUUUAAAAAAAUGCCGGGUGUACACUGACUGCAAGGGCAGUGCAGUUCGGAUCUUGUCCCACAACAUUUAGAAAGUCGGUACAUGGUAUUGGUAAUGGCUGCUAAUGGUGACAGAAUUUUUUCCCUCAAAUACUUCCACUUCAAUGACCGCCACACACCCCCUCAUGUUUCCCGGUUCCCAGGCGGGACCUGAAUAAUGCCUUGAGAGCGAACUGUUUGACCUUGAAGCACGUUGUCCUCUAUUGGUCAUGUCUGAAUUUUGCAUUUAUAUGAGCUCAGAGUGCACAAGCUCAAUCACUGGCAUUGUACUGUAUAAAUAGUGCACUCUCUCUUGACAAAAGCUAUGUUCAUUGAUCUAUUUAGGACAAAAGAACGUUGCCCAAUGCACAAUUGGUGUUAAUAUGCGAGUUGUCUCUAUCCUGUUUGUAUGUGUAGAUUGACAAGAGAAAGACUGAAAAGGGAUUAUAGCAGCUUUUGAAAAACUACUUUCUACAUUGUGGAUUUUGCCUCAAGGACGUGGCAUGAGGGAAGCAAGCCCUGCAGCCAAUCAGAUAGCAUUAAUAUUUAUGAUGGUGGAGUCUGCUGACUGCACUGUAAUGCACUGGAAGACAUUUUAUGGUGUUUAUUUUCUGUAAUGUAAUAUUUUAGGGUUUAAAUUUGAGUGUAGACCACAAAGUCUGUUUUUUUUCAAUUGCAAAUGUAACCUACCAUUGUAAAUUACUUGAUUGUUGAUGUUAUUGAAUUGGCGCUGUACACAUACAGCGUUUGGAAUUGUACAAAUAUAAUGUUCAGGAUAAUACUGUUAUACACUGUAUGUAUAUUCUGCUUUGUCACGCUUUGGUUUCAAACAGGAUCAUU
This is a messenger RNA of Periophthalmus magnuspinnatus, 3146 nucleotides long. RefSeq names its product mucolipin-1-like. Lineage: Eukaryota; Metazoa; Chordata; Actinopteri; Gobiiformes; Gobiidae. The transcript is spliced from 13 exons. The record is from RefSeq and is a predicted model, not a curated record. Gene Ontology annotation, cellular component: lysosomal membrane; plasma membrane. Gene Ontology annotation, molecular function: NAADP-sensitive calcium-release channel activity. The coding region runs from base 136 to 1848 and encodes 570 amino acids.